AUGAGAAGAAUCAACCGUCGGUUGGUUUUGUUGUCGAUCGUACUCGUGUGUGAAGUGGUUAGUGUUUUCGGGCGACCGCAAGAGCAGAACACACCUGCCCACCAAUUAAAAGGUAACGCCUGGACAAGAAAACACAUUGAUUUUAAAUAUUAUGGACGACAAACGCAUGUGGAUAUUUUGAUAGGUAUCUGAAUUGUAAAUGUAAAAUAUUAUUACUUAUUUAAGUAUAUUUUACGAAAACUAAUAUAUUUUGAAAUCUACAUAUUUUUAUUACAUAUAGUAAUAUUUGAACGUUUUUAAACCAGUAUUACGCUAUUUCUAUAUAUUAUACAAAAAAAAACAAUUGGCCGUUUACGCUAAUGAUUAUUAUUUAAAUUUUAACGCCAUCGAAACGCAACAUGAAUAAUAAUAUGACGCGUCGAGCGCCUUAAAAUCAAGAUGCACGCGGAUAUGCUAUAUAAAUUGCCUAUAAAGUUUGCCGUCACGUUUAAUAAUACACGUCAAUAAUAUUUAAAUAUUGUAACUUCACACACAGUUAAUUUAAACUAUUCCUAAUCAAUUCUUCUUACACAUACUACCUAAUAUGAAUGUGAAAUCUAUAUUAGUUUAUCAUUUAUUAUAUAGGUAUUUUUAUAAAAUCCACAAGCGUUUGAUCCAUAGAAUAUAAAUAAAAAUAGUUGUAAACAUUAAUAUGAUUUUAUUUUUUUCAGAUGAUCUUGUUAACAGGUAUACAGCUUUUACUACAGCCACUCAAAGGUCUUUGGAAUCUGUGGAAAGUUAUUUGAGCACACCUAAAAACCAAAACGCAUCGAAUAUCAUAAAGAAAAAAGAAGACACCCGUUACGCUGAACCCGAUCCAUCGCUGAGACCUUUUUUCCAAUUCCUUUUGAAUUCAACUAAAAGAAAAAAACGUAAUUUAAUGAAAUCACCCGAUAGACGACUAGUAGAAGAUUUUAUAAAUUAUUCUAUGAAUGACCUCCGAAAUCCGGUUCGUGCUAAUUCUUUAGAUUCGAUUAUACUUGUUCAUUCUGACGAAACUCAAUCCCCAUCAUAUAAACACGAAUCUGAAACACAAUAUUUGCAAGUACCAAUUUAUACAAAAAUGUCGAAUCUCGAACCUACAGGAUACCAAGUGAUCUCGUCUAGUUCUUCUUCGGGUUCUAUGUAUCAGACAUCUACCCCAGAUCCGUAUACAAAUUGGCAGGAAACCCCAUUGAUUUUCCCUAAUAGUGAUAAAACACCGCCAACUACUCGUCCACCAUUUAUUUCGUCCGGCUAUUAUCCACCGGAAUACAAUAUUCCCGCUCUAGUCAAUGAUCAAUCACCUACAUUUGUAACACCCAUAGAACACCAAGUGCCCACAUUUAUUACACCCGUACAAUAUCAGGGUCCAACUUUUGUAACACCAAUAUCCGUUACUCAAACGCAGUUAUCGGAUGGUAAUCCUCCACCCACAAUAGUCAUAUUAGAGGAUAUUGAUACGGAAUCUGAACCGCCGCAAAGUGAUCCGAUAGUAGAACAAGAUCCCGUGGUUGCUGGAAGUGCUGGAGGGAGUACAGGGAGUAGUGGUUUGGCAGCUGCUGCCGUAGGCGCUGCUGCCGCUGGAACUGCUGCAACUAUAUUAGGAGCGGGAGCCGGAAUUGUCGGAAUUUCUGGAGGGGCAGCCGCUGCUGUAGCUCUAGGAGGAUCUGCGGGUUCAGGAGGUGGAGCUGGUGUGGGAGUCGGUGGUGGUAUGGGUAACACAGGGUCAUUAAUACCCACACAAGAAGUACAAUGUCGGUCAGGUGGUAGUGCUUCAAAAGUAUGUUCUGAACUUAUCACGACUUCGUCAUCUCCAGCGAGUUCUAGUUCUUCAUCAUUUUUGGACGGGUUAAUUACUUUCUUUUCUGCUUUAAAUUUCAUCGGGCCUCUAUCCUUAAUUUUUUGGUCUAUGUUAUUCCCACCAAUGUCUAUAAUUCUGACCAGCGGUUUGGGUGUCUUGUCGUUUUUGUUCCCUUUUCUAUUGCCCAGGUUGUGGCUCGGUCGUCAACUCGGACACAAUUUUAAUAUAAAUCAAUUUGAUCGACAAUUUGACAAUACAAAUAAUUACCAUCAGCCAUAUUAUUAAUAAUAUUAUUAUUAGGUACUUUGUAAAAUAUUUUAAAUGAUUGUACAAUAAUAAUUAUUCACUGCACUCACUUGACUGUAAUUUUCCUUUCCUCGUUUGUGGGUUAAGCGAUCGCGGGUGUACAUCUUAAUUAACUGUAUUCGUGUAUAAAUAUUAAUAUGUGUAUUUAAUGUAUUAUUAAAUAUUAGUUUUAAUUUCCAGGCUGUGACGUCGUUAUUGCGAUAAUUUUGUACAAAUUAAUUAUGAUUAAGAUAAUUAUUUAUACGUAUAAUUAUGGUUAUGCGUGGUAACUAAAUCAAUAAAAUAUAAUCAUACUGUAACCUGACUUUUUUUUUUUUAAUCCGAUAUGAUAAAUAUAAUCAGUUAAAAUAUAUUGAUGACUUAUAUUUGCUUUUAUAGGAAAGAAGACACGGCAACACCGAUUGUGGUUUUCGCAGAGACUUCAAUCAAAGCAGGUGACGCCCGUUCUCAUACUACAAAAGCUCCACCAAUAGGAGAUUCCGUAAAAUCUGUUAGUGAUCAACUUCUCCAAACGUCCACAUCUACCAAUGUGAUUGUUUCAUCGGAAAUAAGAACGGUUCAAAAAAAUGAAACGCCUUUAAAAGGAGAAGCGGUGCCAGUACUUACUGAUGAUGAUGUUCACGCUGUCGGUCCAUAUAGUUACAAAAUUUCAUCAGACGGCUCGACGAGACCGACUGGAGAUUUGUCCACUUGGAUUCUUUUGGGUGGAGAAUCAUCUCCUGCGCCUUUAAAUAUGGCAACGAUUAAGAAAGUACCUAAACCAGCCGAUACAACUGCUUCUUCAUUUAUUCAAACAUAUGAUACUACUAGUACUACUAGAAAGAGGAAACCAACAACGACUACUGAAAAAAUUAGCACUUCUCAAUCAACUGAUUCUCCAAUAAAAUUACAAGAUUCUAAAUUUAAAAAUAAGACCCCUGUAAUUGUUGGUAAAAUACCUAUUACAACCACAAUAAAAGACAAAGUUGAAGAAUCUACAACUCCUCUUUCUGAACUACCUUCUCUUGAUAACAAUACAAGAUUUGGAACCCCUGUUGUCACUUUUCCUCAUGUACCUCCUAGACAAAGACCGUCUGCAAACAAUACCAAAAAAGCAGAAAAACCGUUGACAACUAAAGUAACUUCGACUGCCGUCGUUAUUUCUAAGCCUUUGUUUAAUAAUACCAUUCAAGUAUCUUCUACUACUGUACCUCCUACUUCUACUUCAUAUUCUUCGACUUCGGUUACAUCACAAAACUCUACAGAAAUGAUGCAAAAUGUUACAGAAUCAAAUAAUACUACUGCAAAGAACACUUCGUUGAAAAAGAAGAAAAAGAAGAAGAACAAGAAUAAGCGUAAACCAAUUAAAACUUCAAAUGAUGACGCGCAAAGUAAAAUUGACGAACAAAAUACUAAAAUAACAUCAGGUCGACCAUUAUCGACUCGAAUUUAUAACUAUUUAGCUCGUGAAGUUAUGCCCAACGUAGGUGUCGGUUUAGUAGGCUUAAUGUUAACAGCUGGUCUAGCAGGUUUGCUAUUGUACUCACCAUUAGGAGGAGCUGCUAUACCUCUGGUACCAUUAAGGCGUACUGAUCCUCAUGUUCAUGGCCAUAGCCAUGGAAAUGGGCCUGGAUAUAUACCACCUGAAACUGAUAAUUCUCAACCUGAAGAACAAGUAUUCGGACAAGUGUUGUCUGGAAUGUCUUAUGGUCAUAAUCCUUACGGUAGAGAGCGUCCUGAUGCAGUUCCUAAAUUCAAGCCAUCUUACCAAUCAGCCGAAUACCCUGCCGUUCAGGAUGUACCUAAAUAUAAUGCCCAUGACACUACUAAAUAUUCUGCGCAUGAUACAAAUAGUUAUGCAACAGCUGAUACACCUAAAUAUUCUGCUCAUGAUGCAACUAAAUAUGCAGCAGCUGACACUACAAAAUAUUCAACACAUGACGGAACUAAGUACGCAGUUGUUGAAAGUACAAAAUAUGCUGGACCCGAUUCUAAUAAAUAUUCCACUCCAGAUACGUCUAAGUACACAAAAAUUGACUUAAAUCCUCCCCAAGAAAAAUUAUCAUAUUCAUCUCUAGACACAUCACAGGGACCAACAUUUGAACAAUCCCUUGACAACCAAGAUCAGACUUACCAAAACCACCAAUAUGAACAACUCAAGUUUGAUUCAUCUAAUGCUUACGAACAACCUAAAUAUCAGAGUACUUCACAGGUAAAAGGAGCUUAUCAGGAAGAUCCAUCUUCUUUUGAAUCGCCCAAAUAUCCGGGUUAUGUCCAAGAUGUACCGAAAGAAGAAGCUGUUGCUGUAAACUAUAAUUUUGAAAACCACCGAGCAGAAGAAAAAGAAAGUUCCACCGCGUCGUCAGCAGAUCCUACAUUUUCCGCAUUACAAGGUGUACCAAAAUUCUAUGAUCCGAGUAUAAACUCUGAACAAAUAUCAGUGAAUGUACAUCAAACUAUGAAAAUGGAACAUGGACCCCGAAACUUAAGAAUAAGACGUCAAGUAGACGAACUUAAUGAAAUUGAUGCUCAAUUACCAGAAGAAACAACCUCAAAGCCCACCGAAGAAACUGUCGUUAAAACGACCGAAAAUCAGACGGAUGGUGAUAUAAUAUAUUCUACAUCUACAACGACAUCUACGACAACAUCUACAAUGGCUAGCUCAACCAAAACGACUCCAUCAUCAGAAUCACCUCCUACUAACAAUAAUCAAUUUUCAUUAGUUGACCUUUUAAGAAAAGUGGCUGAAGUAAAAUUGAAAAUGGGAAUUGAGAUCUUGAGAAACACAGCUGCCAGCUUUACGCAAUAUGUCAACGCCAUUCAGAGAAGAAUGACACAUAUGGUUAGAAAUCUACAAAAGUCCAAUGAAAGACAACAGUCUGAAAAUAAACAAGAACAAAUUAUUAAGCCUGAAUCCACUACAACCCAUGAAAAACGGCAACGAAGAUCAAUAAGACACAGAAUUUAUUCAAAUUAG
Molecule: messenger RNA, 5084 nt
Organism: Cinara cedri
Lineage: Eukaryota; Metazoa; Arthropoda; Insecta; Hemiptera; Aphididae
Source: the annotation of a GenBank genome assembly